Messenger RNA from Pecten maximus, 2799 nucleotides. RefSeq names its product WD repeat-containing protein 81-like. NCBI's taxonomy places the organism in Eukaryota, Metazoa, Mollusca, Bivalvia, Pectinida, Pectinidae. Gene Ontology annotation, cellular component: mitochondrion. Bases 1 to 1995 code for a protein of 664 amino acids. Gene Ontology annotation, molecular function: phosphatidylinositol 3-kinase regulator activity; protein binding. Gene Ontology annotation, biological process: aggrephagy. The record is from RefSeq and is a predicted model, not a curated record. The transcript has 16 exons.
AUGGACAUCAUGAUGAUGAUGAUGAUGAUGAUGAUGGAUGAAGGUAAGAUAUAUAAGUCACUGUUUUACAGGUUAGAUAAGUCACUGUUUUACAGACAUUUUCUAUUUCAGGAUACGAUUAUCAGGGAUACCCUGUCACCUGUGAUUAAGCUCAUAUCUUCAACAUCUCAUAAUUUCCCUGGUGGAAGCUCGGUACGAACGUUGGUCUGCCACAAAUUCAUAGACGUGGUCUUCAUCAUCGGUUUACGUGUAGGUUUUGAAAUGACGAGGAAUCACAUGAAUAAAAUCCUGGUUGAGUUUUUUUCCUGCUUUACGCAAGUUCAUGGUAACCAGCAGCAACUGACUCAGGUAGCAGCACAGCAAGAGGCUGUGGACCAAGCUCGACCAAUCAAAUCUCAGGCAUCAACAGAUGACUCGUACUGUAAUAUAAAGAUUGAUGGCAGUACAAACGAGUACACUAUUGGCACACCAGUCUCCCUUGGCAACUUCAUCCCCUCCCCCAGCUCGGGACUCAGCCCGGGGGGUUGGCAAUCCUCGAGAAAAUCUGUGUAUAGUCUCACAGUCACACCAUAUGAUGACCGAGAAGAUUCCCCAGAGUAUGGCACAAAAGACAAAGAAAAAACAUUACAGGACCUGGUUGAAGUUUUCUCCCCUGAACUAGCCAUGGCAUCCUACAUACCCUUCUGUCGUAUAUUUGGCAGUAUCUACAUGGAGCAUUGCUUACCUAAUGAUGACAUGAUCAGACAGCUCUGCUCCCAGUAUGAUGGGGAACUCAGUCCCACCCAGAGUAGCGACUCUGAACCACCGUCCCCUGUACAUGAAGCCACACCUGUCCUGGGAAUCGGGAGUAACGUAGCUUUGCUAGGCAACAGGAUCCAGCUCACCUCCAGUACAGCACAGGGGUCAGACGCUUUCAAGGUCGGACCUAUACACAGGAACUCUCGCAUACUCAGGGUGGAUCCGGAUGAAACCAGGAUUGAACAGAAGGAGCAUCAGAAGCGGCGACAUCUGAGGGGGAACUGGCUCGCUUACUGGGAACAUGAACUAGGUCUGAGUGAGAGGGACACUAUGUUCAACUUUAAACAGAUCAAGCUACAAACAUUUGAAGGCCACAGUAGUAGUAUCCGGUCACUGACCGUACUGGACAAUGAAAACUCCUUCAUCACUGCCAGCAAGGACAAAACGGUCAAGCUCUGGUCCAUAAAGAGCUAUGGGGAUGGUGCCCACAAAAGCAAAUGUCAGUGGACCUAUCAACAUCAUAAGAAGUCUGUGUUUUCUGUAGCCUACCUCGAGUCUGUGAGACUUGUAGCCUCCUGUGAUAGUACUGUCCAUAUCUGGGACCCGUUUACGGGAGAUAUAGUCCGCCGCCUUGAAUCAUCCCGGUACAGCCCUGUGACUGCGCUAAUUCCUUGUCCCUCGCCAAGCACAAUGAUCAUCACUGCCACGAAUGACUCCACUCUUAGGUUCCUAGACCUGCGAGCAGCCAGUUAUGCCCACGAGUACAAGUGUACAACAAGCACUGCAGGCUUGAUUCGUUGUGUGACGGUCAGUCCGGACAGCCAUUGGGUGUCAGUAGGAUUCUCCUCAGGAAUGUUGUCCAUCAUAGACCUCCGCACUGGCAUAAUGAUGAAGUCCUGGAAAGGUCACGAAGGCGACAUCUUACAGAUGAAGGCGUACAAUAAAACAACCUUCCUCACCUCGUCUUUUGACCAGACCAUGAAGAUCUGGAACACGGAGGACUCUAAGGACCUUCCCUGUCUCAAGGGUCAAAGUGAACCAGUCCAUUGCAUGUCUCUCUACAAAAACCAGAUAAUCUCAGGGACCACUGGUAAUAAAAUAGGAGUCCAUGCUUCUAUAGAGAACCAGGCUUCCUUCACUGUUACUAAACUGAAGGCAGACACUUUUAAAGGCGUCCUGACAAGCAUGGCCAUUCUACCGAUGAACAGGACAGUAUUACUUGGGGCAGACAAUGGUAGUGUCCGCCUGUUGUGUUGAACAAGACUACAUAAUGAGGCAUUUUUCGGCUUUAUUGAACAUAAACAUAUAUUCUGUCUGACAAUGGUCGUGUCCAUGUCAUUUGACAUUAACACACUCUUAUGGGUUUUUUCAAACAUGAGCUGUGUGACUAGGGAUUGAAAAUGUCUGAAACGUAGAUACUCUAAUCUAUAAUUCUUUGUUAAUUGACAGUCUGCAGACUCUAACACAGAACUCAUGUGUAGUCUGGAGUCUACAUAAUCUUAACACAGACCUUAAUGUAUAGUCUGGAGUCUAACACAGACUUAAUGUAUAGUCUGGAGUCUAACACAGACUUUAUGUGUAGUCUGGAGUCUAACACAGACUUAAUGUAUAGUCUGGAGUCUAACACAGAACUCAAUGUGUAGUCUGGAGUCUACAGACUCUAACACACAACUUAAUAUCUACACACUCUAACACACAACUUAAUGUCUACAGACUCUUACACACAACUUAAUAUCUACACACUCUAACACACAACUUAAUGUCUACAGACUCUAACACACAACCUAAUGUCUACACACACUAACACACAACCUAAUGUCUACACACUCUAACUCACAACUUAAUGUCUACAGACUCUAACACACAACUUAAUGUCUACAGACUCUAACACACAACUUUAUGUCACAGACUCUAACACAUAACUUAAUGUCUACAGACUCUAACACACAACUUAUUGUCUACAGACUCUAACACACAACUUAAUGUCUACAGACUCUAACACACAACUUAAUGUCUACACACUCUAACACACAACUUAAUGUCUACACACUCUAACACACA